This is a messenger RNA of Cynoglossus semilaevis (tongue sole), 1379 nucleotides long. RefSeq names its product ChaC, cation transport regulator homolog 1 (E. coli) (gene chac1). The coding region runs from base 457 to 1047 and encodes 196 amino acids. The transcript has 3 exons. The record is from RefSeq and is a predicted model, not a curated record. Gene Ontology annotation, biological process: glutathione catabolic process. Gene Ontology annotation, cellular component: cytoplasm. Lineage: Eukaryota; Metazoa; Chordata; Actinopteri; Pleuronectiformes; Cynoglossidae. Gene Ontology annotation, molecular function: glutathione specific gamma-glutamylcyclotransferase activity.
UCUGCGCCAUGUUAUCGAGAACGGAGAGACAGGGUGUAGUGUUUUUACAGUUGUACGAGGCUACAAAGUAGGUAUUAUAUCCGUUCUGUAGUUAGUUUUUGUCUUUAUUAUCGUUGAAUUACCUUGUCAACGGCCAGCGAUAGCAGCUGGCUGUAACGGUUUUUGUAUCAUUCCUUUCUGCGAUCUGAAAGCCAAAGCGGCUGCCAUGGCUUUUUAAGGCAUAAUGCGGGGCAUCUAAAACAAUGGCAAUGCAUCAGGCAAGAAAAAAUCAACAGCGAAACUCCAUCUUCGCAACUGCUAAGCAGUUGGGCUCCAGUACCGCCCGCGGUAUCCCUGUGAGCCAACCGGUACCACUGCUCCUGGACCGGAGGAAGAUAACGCUGCUAGUCAGUUAGUUGGCGUAAGCUCGUGAAAUCGUAUUGAUUUCAUCGAUUCAUUUAAAAGUCAUCGAAAACUAUGAAGCCGCAAGACAUCAUCAGCGCUAAAGCCAGCCUGUGGAUCUUCGGGUAUGGCUCACUGGUGUGGAAGCCUGACUUCAAAUACAAAAGGAGCCGGGUCGGUUUCGUCAAUGGUUACAAGAGACGUUUCUGGCACGGAGACAACUUUCAUCGUGGAAACGAUGAGUUGCCCGGAAGAGUGGUGACGCUGAUCGAAGAUGAUGACGAGUGCACAUGGGGUGUGGCAUUUGAAGUGGUAGGCUCUCAAGUUGAAGAGGCCCUGAAAUACCUCAAUGUGCGGGAGGCGGUCUGUGGUGGCUACAUCACUAGGAUGGUUGACUUCUUUCCUGAGGGUGAGAGUGGAUCACCAGUGAAGGCCCUUCUUUACGUCGCUACAUCUGAUAAUCCCCUGUAUCUUGGGCCGGCGAGCCCAGAGGAGAUUGGUGCCCAGAUUGCAGUCUGCAAAGGAAAGACGGGCCACAACCUUGAAUACCUGGUCCGACUGGCUGAGUUCAUGAGGAGCAGCUGCCCAGCUGUGGAAGACCAUCACCUGUACUCGGUGGAGGCAGCUGCUCUCAGAGUGGUGGCCUGUCUGUUAGUAGUCCAGUAGAUCUACACAACACUAAAGGCUUUCCAUCUGGCCCACAAGUUCAUCAAAUCAGUUAUGUUGAAGCUAUUAAAAAUUACUGACAUUAAAUGAUCAUUAUAUCAAUGUUUGUUUUGUUUUUGUUUUCUGAAGCUUUAGGUUAAUCUACAAUUGGAACCACAGUGACUUGUGUUUUGUCUGUAAAAUGGUUGCAUUUAGUUAAUGUGGUUCUGACUCUGUCCAUACACAAACUGCAGUCUUCAUUUGAAUGCUGUUAUGUACCCCUGAAGUUAACUGUUUUUAUACAUGUGGUAAUGUUUCCAUUCAAUGCAACUGUGAAUAAAAGGUUAAAAGAA